This is a messenger RNA of Malaya genurostris, 1956 nucleotides long. RefSeq names its product store-operated calcium entry regulator STIMATE-like. Gene Ontology annotation, cellular component: membrane. The transcript is spliced from 6 exons. The record is from RefSeq and is a predicted model, not a curated record. Lineage: Eukaryota; Metazoa; Arthropoda; Insecta; Diptera; Culicidae. Bases 387 to 1346 code for a protein of 319 amino acids.
GUGCUAUGACUGUGACCAAGUUAGGUUCGCGAAGAAAUAAAAAUAAUUACGAGCAAAACAAUAGUGUUAAAACAAGAACCCCAAAAGGUUCUUCUCUAGUUUGCCAUAUUCAUUCUGCAUUUGCAAAGUUUAUAUUCGCCAACCAACUGCCAUUGACAUCCUUAUAGAAAAUUGCUACUGCGUUCUUUGGUUCGUUUUUGUUGCUUUUUGUGCUCAAACCUGACGAAGAUUCGACUGAAAAAUAUUGGAAAAGAAGGCAAAAUAGUCUGCCGAAUGAGUGUCGAAGGAAAAUUAUCUAACUGCAUAUUUACAUGGUGCAUACAUAAUAAGAGUCUCGUAAGCGUUCACACAGGCGUGCAGUUUCAACAACAAAAACGUAAUAUCAAAUGAAUACCUCGACGCUCAUAGCUACUGACGAAGAUAGCGCUGAAUGGUCCACUCUUCACUGCAGCAAGGAUGCGUUGACCGAUUUUUUUGGUUGGUUUCUACAAGGCAUUCUAGCAACGCUAGCGUUCACCUGCCUAAUCGGAAAGAGAUUCUGCGAGCCAUUAUACAACAGACGUUCCUGGGAAACAUGGUGGUACGACACAUCGAAGCAAGGAAUUGGAGCCUUAGUGAUUCACAUGACUAAUGUGUAUUUAGCCCCUUUGUUCCAGGGGGAUCCCUGUACCUGGUAUAUUAUCAACUUUUUGUUGGAUUCCACGAUUGGUUUAUUCAUCAUCUACAUUGGAAUCAAAACCUGUCAGUAUUUAGCCCGUAAGAAGAAGUGGGACGCGAUCAACUUUGGCGAGUACGGGGCCCCCAAAUCAUGGCUCUACCAAACCUGGAUCUACGUGGGACUGAUGGCAAUCGUUAAACUAAUAACGACACUGUUCAUCCAGCUCGAUAUAUGGGACAAUGUGAAAAACUUUGUUCUAUCCCCUUUCAAGGAUCCACGCAUUGAGCUGGCGGUGGUGAUGCUUGUGAUACCCUUCUUCGUGAAUAUCUUGAUCUUUUGGGUAACGGAUAAUUUUUUGAUGCGGCACACUCGAAAAAAACGUAGCACCGGCCCGUCGCAUCACCACGGCAGGGAACAUAGUUUGUUGCAAAAAGUAAAAUACAAAAUGAUACAAAAAACCAAACCUAAUGAUUCAGAAUCUGAUACUCUUUUAUCAGGCGAUGAAGAAAUAUUAAACUUCAAAUCGUCAAGCAGUGUCAUUGCCUCGUCGCAGAUGCAGUUAUCCAACGGCUGUUCCUCGUCGUCAGCGGCGGCCAUUGGCGACGAGGCUAUCAUUCUCACCUCAUCGGCGGCAUCACCUAGCAAUAAGCAAAAUGUCCAACAGCGAACUAGUGUGAUCAAUAUUUAGCGAAGGUUUUGUGUUUGCUUUCUACAACAAUUUUUAUAACUUGUCAGCAAGAGAUAUAUAGUCUGAGAUAUCAAUUAGCUCUGAGAAUGGAAGGCACCGUGAACAUACAGCUUCAUCGUUUGAGCCAAUAGAAAUGCAAGGCAAUAGAUUAGGUAUGAUUUUUGUUCUUGUUAAACACUGAGAGUAAAACUUGUGAUAUUUGUGUGUCUAUAUCUAUAUACGUAUAUUUACACAUUGGUUGCUACGAAAAAUGGUAAAACCAAAAACUGGAUGCCUCUAGUAGGGCACAGAAACUGUGCAAAUCAACUAAAAUCCAGUUGUAAACAGUGAUUACCUUAUGCGACAUUGAAAUCUGAUCAAUUUCGAAAUCAAGACCACUAACGAACAGGAUCACAUAUAUUGCAAAGUAGACGAGAAGAGCAAACGGUUAGAAUAUAACUCAUAAGCUAGGUUAAACCAAUCAAUAAAUAUAAAGUAAUAUCAAAAAUGCGAGAAACAAUUCGGAACGGUUUUAUUUUUUAUAUAUACACAAAUCAAUAUGGGAUUAUAUUACCAGCGGAAAUGAUAUACUAGUGUUUGUACUAUAUAAUAAAGUAAAUAUCAAUUCCAA